CUUUUGGCACGAACCACAUUCAUUUCUCUUUGACAGCUAAGAACAAUCCCAGCACCUAAGAGACUACCUUCAGACCUUUCAGAAUGAAGCAUUGCCUAAUUCCUUUAAUCUUGCUCCUUUUUGUGUCAUAUCAAGUUUCAGCGCUUGGUGUGUCCAUUAAUGGCCACACAAACAGUUUUCUGCUCACCGCGAACACAAGUAACAGCAUUACCUUAACAUGUGAGGUGGUCAACAAUACUGGCAAUGAGACCCUGCUUUGGUAUCGUGGAAGCAGUCAGGUGGACAUUAAAACCGAAAACAGUGUAAACUCCAGCUCUAUCUGUAUCUUCCCUGUAACUCCUCAAGAUAAUCAAGUGAGCUUCUCAUGUGUGUUAAAAAGUAACACUUCCAUCAAGGUGUCUGCAAUGUUAGACAUCAAAUUUGACCCCAUCCUGACUGGAGAGGACAAUGUGAUUGUGGAAAUUGAGAAGACUGCACAACUGACUUGCGAUUUUAAGGCCAACCCACAAGCUGCGAUGUCUUGGAGAAGAAAUGAUAACCUUGUCAACAUGGUGUCCCGCUACCAGCAGUACCUGACCAGUGACUCUUUCCAGCUCACCAUCAACAAGGCAGAGAAAAAAGAUGCCGGCUUAUAUACGUGUAUGGCUUUCAUAAACGGCAUGAACUUUACUAGAAGCUUCAACCUUGACGUAGAAGAUAAGAAAGAUGUACUUCCAAUAGAAGCAAUCGGUGCAGCAGUAGUGGUGGGAGCACUCAUUAUACUGUUUGCAAUGUUUGCUCGGAGAGAAAAGAUAUUUAAAAAGUGCCUGAAACCACACGAUAACACAUCUCUGUAAAUUAUUGACAUCCUACUCCAAAAUGUAUCCAAGCUGCAUGGUUUCUUGUAGACAAGACAAUUUUCGGCAAUUGAGCCUUACCUGCUACCCAUAAGUGUGAUUUGCACCAGUAUUUAACCCCU
Pelobates fuscus (common spadefoot toad) is the source of this 958-nucleotide messenger RNA. It is a transcript of the gene TMIGD1, whose product is annotated as transmembrane and immunoglobulin domain containing 1. The record is from RefSeq and is a predicted model, not a curated record. The transcript has 7 exons. Bases 84 to 836 code for a protein of 250 amino acids. Lineage: Eukaryota; Metazoa; Chordata; Amphibia; Anura; Pelobatidae.